Priapulus caudatus is the source of this 872-nucleotide messenger RNA. RefSeq names its product solute carrier organic anion transporter family member 1B1-like. The coding region runs from base 1 to 291 and encodes 96 amino acids. The transcript is spliced from 3 exons. Gene Ontology annotation, cellular component: membrane. NCBI's taxonomy places the organism in Eukaryota, Metazoa, Priapulida, Priapulimorpha, Priapulimorphida, Priapulidae. Gene Ontology annotation, biological process: transmembrane transport; sodium-independent organic anion transport. The record is from RefSeq and is a predicted model, not a curated record.
AUGAGGAGAAAGAGCAUUCCGUUCAUCCCGGGCCCCAUCCUCGCUGGCUCGCUCGUGGACGCGGCCUGCACGCUGUGGGAGCACAACUCAUGUGAGGGGCGCGGUGCCUGCCUGCUCUACGAUCACAGGAAGUUCCGGCUGACCAUCCACGGCCUGGUCACCGUCGUGAAGCUGGGUUCCUGUUUGCUCUAUCUCACCGCCUUCUGUCUCUGCCGCACCCCCGUGCAAGAAUCACGCCGAAAACCACCGCCAGAUGGCGCCGCGGACGACGUCGACGACGAUGCGACCUGAGUCGCUUUCUACCGCCGGCGACAACGACGACGUCGAUGGUGCUGCCCCCUGGUGGCGCGCGCGUGCGUUAUUCCUCGGUCGCGUGUGGGAAGUCUACGGUCGCGCCUCCCCGCGGACGUGUUAACGAGGCGACUAGCGCCACCUGGUGUCGACUGGCGCCAUAACCGCGUGGCCGACGGCGGGAGAGCGUGAGAGCGACGGCAAGCUAUAGCGCUAAUCGCUGCAAUGCGGCUUUGACGUGAUAGGAAGCCCAUAAAUUCACAUGCGUCUGCUGUACUGUGAUUGUGUCGCUUUGACCUGGCCGGUCCGCUCAGCUCGGAGUCCGUAGGCGUCGCGUCAUCCUUGCCGAUUCUAAUACUGGCGUGCCGGUCCUUGUCUGUCACCUAUUGCCGGUUCCAAUACUUCUCUUCACACAAUCACGUUGAUCACGAGUCCGUUGGUAAUGCUACUACUACCUUACUACUUGGCGCAAAGGCGUCAGGACAGAAUGGACGAAAAACAGCGUAGCCGUGGCGAUGCAGACUACGUGGCCUGCGUAUAAAUACGUAUAAAUACGUAUAAAUACGUAUAAAUACGUAUAA